GGAGCGGCGGGCACGGCGGCGCCCCGGGCCAUGCAGGAUGCUGCCGGGCCCCGCAGCCCAGCGGCCGCCGCCCCUGCUGUGGCCCGCGGAGCCCCCCUGGGCCUGGGCGGUGCCGCUCCGGCUCGGCGGGGCGCCCCCGCCGCCGCCGCUGCUGCUGUCCGCGCCGGGCUGGCACGUCCCCUGCGAGCCGCUGGUGCCGCUGCUGCCCGCCGACCACCGGCACCACCGCCGGCAGCACCAGCACCACGCCGCGCUGCUCCCCGGGCAGUGGAUAUUUGGAGGUCAUUCUCCAGUCAUAGGAUUUUCACCGUCUUCAGGCGUGGAAUUUGUUCCUCUUUUUCCACCUGUGUACACAUCUACGGUUCCGCCUCACGCUGGAAAAAACUGGAUAGAGAAAAGGCUACCGAACUGCAAAAUAUACUUAAAUAAUGCAUUUGCUCUGGAUUCAGCAUGGAUACAUCCUGAGGAAUCAAGACUCUUCCAGGGAAAUGAGAAACCUCUAUUAAUGACAAAUCAAGUAGCUAUGGCUAUAGCCAGGCCAGCUACUGCCUCCAGGCCUCUUCCCACAGUGGUGUUGGCACCUCAGCUGAUACCAGGUGGUUGCCAGAAUAGCCUUAAACCGGUCAGCAGCAAUCAAACCCUUGCGUUGGCCGCAGCAGCCACUGCGGCGAUGAUGUCGGUGGAGUCUGAAGCCCCUCAAGGACCUUCGCCUCCGAGCAUCCAACCCUGCCAUGUGCUGACCUUCUCGCCUAUCAAAAUUCCAGUGUUGACUUCACCUUUUCCAGGUUCUGCCUCCAGAGUGGAUGCUCGUGUGAGUCCUUUGAUGCCAACGCAAGUCGCCAGGGUAACUGCUGUGUCUGCACCAGCUGUGACGUUCAUGACAACCAACUUGAUGGAUCAGGCAUUAACAGAUAAUGGGAAGGAAUCCAGCCGGCCCUCCUGCCCACCCACCUUGAUUUUGCACGCCGACAGGAAAAGCGCGCCCGUGGAGAGGGAUGGCGAUAAGGAUCAUUCUUUUAAACUAGUAAAUGAGGAUGACAGUUCUUCAAAUGGCAACAAGCCCGUGGCAUCCACUCCAGUGCCAGGAUCACCAUGGUGUGUAGUCUGGACUGGAGAUGACCGGGUCUUCUUCUUCAACCCUACAAUGCAGCUAUCGGUGUGGGAGAAGCCGGUGGACUUGAAGCACCGUGGCGACAUAAACAGAAUCAUCGAGGAUCCGCCGCACAAGCGCAAGCUGGAGGCCGCAGCAACAGAUAAAAGUGUUAGCUCUUGUCCAGGAGAUGAAAAUGAUGAUCUUAGCAUCAAAAUAAAGAGGAAUAAAACAGAAGAUUCCCAAGCCGCUGACCAGGGAGAGGCAGAAAUGGAGGAGAAAAAAGCGAAGACAUCAGGACAUCAGAUCACGCCUCCCCUAGAAGAGCGCAUUACGCAUUUCCGAGAUAUGCUUCUGGAGAGAGGGGUUUCAGCAUUUUCUACAUGGGAGAAAGAGUUGCACAAAAUAGUAUUUGAUCCACGAUACCUUCUGCUAAAUUCAGAAGAACGUAAACAGAUAUUUGAACAGUUUGUCAAGACCAGGAUAAGAGAAGAGUACAAAGAAAAGAAAAAUAAAUUGUUGUUAGCCAAAGAAGAAUUUAAAAAACUCCUCGAAGAAUCCAAGUUAUCACCAAGAACAACAUUUAAGGAAUUUGCAGAGAAGUACGGAAGAGAUCAGCGGUUUCGACUUGUUCAAAAGAAGAAGGACCAAGAGCAUUUUUUCAAUCAAUUCAUACUUAUUCUUAAAAAGAGGGACAAAGAAAACAGGAUAAGGCUACGGAAAAUGAGAUAAAAGCUCUUGAAACUGGCAAUAAACACAGAAAUUAAUGCUGUGACUGCAGUAAGAAAUUAAAAUGAACGCUAAAGCAAAGGUUAAACUUGCAACAGCUUAACGAAGAAGUGGGUGUCCCUGGGAAAAACUUUCUCUAAUGAAGUUUGUUGAACAUAUGUAGAAGUUGUGAUGGCUGUUCUGCAGGAGUCUGAAGGAUAUUUUGUUCUCAAAGAAUUAAUGUUUCAUAUUGAAGCUCUCUUUUGUACAACAUCCAGAGUUUGAUGCAUUUCUAAUUGCCAUGAUAUGUCAAUCCCUUAAUUGUUUUAAUUAUGCAAAUUACUUGUAAUAUACACAAAUUAUGAAUCCAGCGCAGAUUUGUAAUUAAGCAGAAGCAGAUGCCAUCCAUAACAAUCUCAAGAUAUUUUCAUCAUUUAGGGGAAUUACCUAUCGCAAUCUUUUGGCAACUUUACGCAUUACCAUAAAUUGGUUAGAAGUACAGUGGUAUGCAGGGAUUCAUUACCCAGUGUUCACAUGUCUAUGUCCAGUUCUCUGAGUAGUAGUAAUAAGAUAUUAAUCGUUAAUCUUAGUGAAGAGUGUGAAAAUCUUGGCAUAUGUUCCAUAGGAAAACUCUAAGUUUCAGAAAUAGCUCUCUAAUUACUGUGAAUGGUGCUUUCAGGCACACAAGUGAUAGCAACACUUCUCCGUCAGAGUUCCUAUCAAGAAGUAUUUUGUAAAACCAUCGCAGUAUGAUUUGAAUUAUGUUCCUGUAUGUGGAAAGUCUGCAUGAGAUUUUUCUCAUCAUCUUUGUAUGAAUAAAUAUUUAACUUUUUUAAUUAAUAAUAAAUAUUUUAAGCCAAUUUUCAGGGUUUUUUAAGUUUCUAAACUUUUGGAAGUACUGGAUAAAAUAAUGCAGGUCUCAAUGGUUCCAACUUGAGAGGGAGAAAACCACGGAGAGUUCCUAGGCCUGCUGAUUUGUAUGCAAAUUGCCACUGACACCAAUUGGACUUAUGGAGCAUACUGAGAGCAAAGACGUCUCUCUGACUGCGAAGAUAAGAUCUAAUGGCUGGAGUAAAUCAGCACAGCUCCGCACCAACCUCCAGCGUGUCCCUUCUCUUUACAGUACGGGAAGGACGGACUCUCCUCUUCUAUCUGUGAUCAUAAUCAUUUUCUCAGUUGACCUCAUUUUUAAGCUAUUAUUCAUUAGAUUUACAGAUUUAUAUUUUGUAGGAGCAGCUAUGAUAUUUUCUCCUACUAAUGGUGAUUUUUCUUUAGGCAUGUUGUGAGUAUUUUUUAUAAUCAAGGAAAUAAAUGGUAUUUUCUGAUGCUUUGGAAAAAAUGAACUCAGAGCAUUUCAAAGUAGAGUACGUAACAUAAGAUGUAAUUUAGAAAGUUUGUAGAGUUCCAAAGCAGGCUGACAGCUUUACUUAAAAUUGUUUCUGUUUUCCAGUUCUUUUUCACUUUUGUUUGGAAUUUUUUUUCUUCCAUGCUUGUUUUUCUCACUUUCUUCCACGCCGAUUUCAGAAACGCCCCGUGCAGUAGAGCAGAGUGCAAUGCACACAGGAUCCAUUCCUGCUGCUUCUAUGUGAAAAAAGUCUCAUUUAUUUCUGUGAAAGCAAGAUCUGACCCAAAGUGUAUGUUGGCGAGAGGGAGGAAACGUGGCCGGGCUGGCAUUACCAGAUUAAACAGACUCUGCCACUUUCGGUCUCACCUCAGGAAGCGAGGUUUGUGCCUCCGGACCGAGCGAGUUGGACAGCAAGCCAGUAGAUGCAAGCUGAUUCUGAAGGCUUGUAAGACUCGUGAUAGCCGCUCCCUUACGACUUGGUUUUCGCAGUUCCUUUUAUGUCGCUGGAAAAGCCUCGCUCCCACCCAUGGGUAACUCGGGAGUCUCGCCUGAACUAUCAUGCAGAGACAAACACUGUUCACUUGGAGGGGUGGUGGGAGUAGACAGCAGUGACCCCUGCAAAAGAUACAGGGCUUUCGAAGCACAGACUUCAUAGCAGUUUUCAUAGGGUUUUGCAAAGUUUCCCAUUUAAAGGGGAAAAAAAAAAAAAACACAUAGAAAAGCAAUGAGAUCUUGCUUUUCUGAAUGAAGGCUCUUCUGUUUCAGUGGCUCGUACCAGUUUUGUGGCUUUCUGUUCUAAAUGUGUGAGCAUAUCCAUACCCUGUACUGCCACCCCCUAUUUCAGAUAUGAAUAAAAUGGGGUAUUAAUAUCUUGGGGAUUCUCCUUAAUUGUAGCAUUUCCUGACCACGUCAGAAAUCUUACCACAUGAAUCGUACCGUCCCGUGAAUGGAUAAAUCUGUUUGAUUUUCUUGUGAAGCUCUGUGAAAUGCCAGAAGUGAGUGAUCGGUGCAAGCGGUGAUACAUGUUUGUUAUAAUGCCUCCAAGUGCAGCUCUGUUUUGUUAUAUUUAAAAUGGAAGAAUACUAAAAUAAAUGUCAUUAGCCCCGUGGUCCAA
Messenger RNA from Cygnus olor (mute swan), 4257 nucleotides. It is a transcript of the gene TCERG1L, whose product is annotated as transcription elongation regulator 1 like. Gene Ontology annotation, cellular component: nucleus. Gene Ontology annotation, molecular function: transcription coregulator activity; RNA polymerase binding. The record is from RefSeq and is a predicted model, not a curated record. The transcript has 13 exons. NCBI's taxonomy places the organism in Eukaryota, Metazoa, Chordata, Aves, Anseriformes, Anatidae. Bases 38 to 1822 code for a protein of 594 amino acids.